Hordeum vulgare subsp. vulgare (domesticated barley) is the source of this 1794-nucleotide messenger RNA. Its product is annotated as lipoyl synthase, chloroplastic. The coding region runs from base 448 to 1530 and encodes 360 amino acids. The record is from RefSeq and is a predicted model, not a curated record. Gene Ontology annotation, biological process: lipoate biosynthetic process. The transcript has 7 exons. Gene Ontology annotation, cellular component: mitochondrion; chloroplast. NCBI's taxonomy places the organism in Eukaryota, Viridiplantae, Streptophyta, Magnoliopsida, Poales, Poaceae. Gene Ontology annotation, molecular function: lipoate synthase activity; 4 iron, 4 sulfur cluster binding.
ACAGUGCCUCCGAGUCGUCCUUUUGCGCCGUUGCCCUCAGCACCGGCCGCCACCGCUUCCCCAGCACCAGCCAACGCCCUGCACCCGGGCUCUGCUCCGCCCCGCCGUCCAACAUCAGCCGCCGCCAGCUGCAGGCCUCCAGAUCCUCGCGGUCGUCCCCCACCGGCGUGCUCCAGAUCUAGAGAUUUUGAGCCACCAGCCCACCGACGAGCUCUCGCUGCAAUUUGAGCUCCUCAACCGUCAGAUCACACGUAUGGACGUAUCUGAUCGUUUGGGCGUCGCUCCCUUGCGUUCAUCGGCAGCGUACCAAGAAAAUACCUCUUCUACCCUCCACUCUCUCUGCAGACAUCUCGUGGUCUGUGAGAGGUUGGCCGCCCACUCCGAGGGACAAAACUGGAACGCGCAAAAUCUUGUGCAGUCCGUCGCCUGUCCGAUUCGCCGGCCACGAUGAACAGCUCGCUCGCGAGGCAGGUGGGCCCGCCGAUCCGGCCCGGCUGCGCGAGCCACCGCGGUCGGUCCGGCUCGGUCCGGUGCCGCGCCGAGGCUGCGCCGCCGGCGUCCGUCUCCAGGACCGGGCCGUACACCGGGAGGGACCCGGAGGUGAAGAAGCCGGCGUGGCUGAGGCAGAGGGCGGCGCACGGGGAGAAGUACGCGCGGAUGCGGGAGUCGCUCGGCGAGCUCAAGCUCAACACCGUCUGCGUCGAGGCCCAGUGCCCCAACAUCGGCGAGUGCUGGAACGGAGGGGGAGGCGCAGGCGGGGAAGGGGACGGCAUUGCCACGGCGACCAUCAUGGUGCUCGGCGAUACUUGCACGCGCGGCUGUCGAUUCUGCGCUGUGAAGACCAGCAACAGGCCUCCGCCGCCAGAUCCCAUGGAACCUCUGAACACGGCCUUGGCCGUUGCAAGUUGGGGAGUAGACUAUGUUGUGCUGACAAGUGUUGAUAGAGAUGACUUACCUGAUGGGGGGAGUGGCCAUUUUGCUCAAACAGUGAGAGCUUUGAAGGAGCUCAAACCUGGGAUAUUGGUGGAAUGCUUAACCUCGGACUUUCGAGGUGAUCUGGAGGCUGUUUCCUCUUUGGCCGAUUCUAAUCUAGAUGUCUUUGCGCACAACAUUGAAACUGUCAGGAGUCUGCAGAGAAUUGUGAGGGAUCCUCGAGCAGGAUAUGAGCAGAGCUUAGCUGUUCUAAAACAUGCAAAAAUUUGCAAAGAGGGGAUGAUAACCAAGUCUUCUAUCAUGCUUGGUCUUGGGGAAACUGACGAGGAGGUGAAACAAGCCAUGAUUGACUUAAGGGCAGUUGGUGUUGAUAUUCUCACAUUGGGCCAAUAUUUACAGCCAACAGAAAAACAUUUGACGGUAAGAGAGUAUGUGACGCCUGAGAAGUUCCAGUUUUGGAAGGAGUACGGAGAAUCGUUGGGUUUUUGUUAUGUUGCUAGUGGACCUCUGGUCCGGUCUUCGUACCGUGCAGGAGAGCUCUUUGUCGAGAAUUUGGUCAGAAAUAAGAAGACUAAGCCUGCAUCUGCCUCCUCUUAGGUCUCAACCAAGAUAUGUCGACCUACAAAAGCAAUCCACCGGAUGCGUCCGCUUUGUAUGUUCAGAGCAGCACCAGAAUAGCGGGGGCGGCACAAUCAUUCUAUUAUUCUGAAAGUUUAUCCCCUGCUUUUCUUUUUUGAAUAGCGGGGGCGGCACACACACACACUUUUUUAUCUUUACUGUAGAUGCCCAGAUGCCAUUCUUCUUGUUGUACAUCAUUACCUUUGAAAGAAUAUAAGAAAAGCUAUUCAUGAGUAUUUCACA